This is a messenger RNA of Corticium candelabrum, 1796 nucleotides long. RefSeq names its product beta-lactamase-like protein 2. The record is from RefSeq and is a predicted model, not a curated record. The coding region runs from base 5 to 1567 and encodes 520 amino acids. The transcript has 7 exons. Lineage: Eukaryota; Metazoa; Porifera; Homoscleromorpha; Homosclerophorida; Plakinidae.
GGCAAUGGAGGCGCGAAUACUUUUCUUUGUCUUCUCCUUUUCUGGUGUUAAUUGCUUUUUUAGGCGGUUUGGAAUUGAAAGUUCGUCAUGUCCGGUACCGCCUAUAGUUGUUGGAUUGAGUGAUGACGAUCUUCAGUAUGCACUUGACGCGUUUGAGUCGAAUGUAUCUUCUAGAGUUAGUGAGGCGAGUCCGGCUGUAGCUGUUGGGCUAGUGUUGAAUCAGGACAUUGUUUUUGCUAAAGGAUAUGGUCUCGUUAAUAUUUCAGACAAAUCUCGUGGACAUCCCACUCCUGACACUGGCUUUCGCAUUGGUUCUCUCACUAAAAUUUUCACAGUUAUUGAACUACUUCAAUUACGAGAUACAGGUCGUCUCUCUCUUAAUGAUCCAGUCACUCGCCUCCUUCCCAAUUUUACCGUUAGAAACCCAUUUCGCACAACGGACAACAUCACACUUCGUCAACUUGCUUCACACAUGAGCGGAUUACCACGCGAAGCUCCCUGUUCAAAUAUCUACAAUGGAGGCUGUGACAUUCCCUAUGAUGAGAUGUAUAAACGCUUGGCUGACAUAUCAUUAAUCUAUCCUCCUGGUGUGAUGCCAUUGUAUUCGAAUUUGGGAUUUGGUUUACUCGGUCGUGCCAUGGAGGCAUUUGUCAAUCGUUCUUGGGAGGAGUAUGUGAAGGAGGGGAUUGUCAUGCCUUUGAAUUUGACAAUGACUGGAACAAAGUUUAGUGAGGAAGUUGUGAAGAAGAUGGCGGUUGGAUACAUUGGGACAGAAGAAGCAUCAUUGGCUUCUCUUGGCUGGGAGGCUCCAGCUGGUGACAUGUAUUCAUCUGUCAAUGACUUGUCCAAACUGAUGUUCUUAGUUUUCAGAAAUACAGUGCCAUACAAGCAGCUGUCAAGUCAGAUAUUGGAUGGUGAAACUAUUCGAGAGUGGAUGCAUCCCGUUUAUGUUGCUUCUGAUCGGACAGGAUACUGUUUGCCUUGGGAGCUGAUCCCUAAUGGUGACUAUCAGAUGAGAUGCAAAGCUGGUGCUGUCAAUGGAUAUCGUGCUGAACUGAUGAUGAUACCUGAAAUCAAAGCUGGUGUUGUAAUUCUUCAAGCAAGUGAAGAUGAAGAUCAACUUGGUCAUUUGCUGGAUGCAUCGUUUGACCUCCUGUUGUCUGUUGACUCAUUGAUGAAGAAGAGGCAACCUCGACCGAAUAUUUCAGCUGUUCCUUCUGAUUAUGUUGGGACAUACGUGUCUAAUGACUUUGGGACAGAGGUUCACGUGGAAAUUUCCAUCAUCGAGUCACCUGCCGGUCGUCUUCUUCACUCAACAUUUGGCUUUGACCUCAUAUAUCACUUCAAUGACACAUUCUACUUGACUCUUCGCUAUCAGCCACACACAUGUCGGCAGUGGAAUGACAGCAUAGAAAGAGAAUUUAUCUACUUUAUGAGAUCAGGCAACACAGUCACAAGUUUUCAAAUUCCUGGAUUAGAAUAUGGCAGAGUGUACAAGAAGACGACGAGCCGGAGAGAUUCUCUCGUUGAACAACGGAAUAAUGAAGGCAUGAGAAACACUGUCUGAUUCCAUCAAGUGACAUAAUCUGUCCAAUAAGAUUACUGACUCUACACAUGUUGAUACCAAUGUCUGCAGGUGCCUAAACCUAUGGAUGUACUUUUCUUGUGGCUUUAAUUUGUCGUGAAUUUUCUGUAUCUUCUCUGCGGUCAGUGAGUCAGGACAAUGCAUCUCAGAUUGUUGUAGUGCCUUCUCUACAUAAUCAACAAAUCCAUGACUUUUCCCAUAUAAUUUUCUA